GCGCUGCAUUCAGACGACAAAGAUCGGGACGGACCGUGAGGGUGCAAAGCGAAUUCGAGAUUUUCCGAUCAAUUACGUCAUACCUUCCAGCCGCUUGAUCUUUCUUUUCCUCCCGCCCCGCAUCCAGCCGUUCGCGCCGUCCGCGAAAUGUUGACCCCGCCGCGACGCGACCCGGCGCGCUCCUCGGCCAAGAAUAUAAAAAAGCGAGCUGGCCACGGCACCUACCUCAUCACACAUCUCCCCCUCACACCAUGGCUGCCUCCAGUUCCUCCUCGCUCACGAUGUCCCCUCACCUGGCGGAUCUGCAACCCGUCCGUGUCAAGUCUCACGAUGACGCCCCCGGCGCCCCCGAUCUCAGCUUCCCGUUCGACACGACCGACACCGCAGAGGCCGGUGUGACGAACGAGUAUCGCGCCGCGACAAAGAGCGGUCUGAUGUCUGCAACGGAGGCUCUGCGGCCCAUACCCGCACACACGGCCGUGCAGCCCCACGCGCUCUCUGACCCCGAAAAGGCGAAGGCGCUUGAAAAAUACGAGUUCGUGACCUGGAAAGUGAACGACCUGGAAGAUCCCCGAAAUUGGUCUACCCUGUGGCGGUGGUAUAUCACCGGUGUCGUUACAAUCGCCGUCGUCUCCGUCGCCUUCGGUAGUGCUGUCAUCACGGGCGACUUCAAGGACAUCCAGUCUGAGCUGCACAUCGGCGAAGUCGUCGCUGCCCUAUCAGUCUCUCUGAUGGUCGUCGGAUUUGGUCUUGGUCCUCUCGCGUGGUCGCCGCUGAGUGAACUUUACGGGCGGAGACCUCUCUGGUUGAUACCUUCCGUCUUCUACGUCGUCUUCAACAUUCCAUGUGCCCUAGCGACAAACAUUCAGACGCUGCUCAUCUGCCGAUUUUUGUGCGGCUUUUUCGCAUCUGCACCACUCACUCUUGCCGGUGGCACGAUCUCUGACAUCUGGGACAACAACGAGCGUGGGCUGGCCAUCGCAUUCUUCGCUGCUGCACCGUAUGGCGGACCUGUCCUUGGGCCCAUCGUCGGUGGAUUCGUCGGUCAGAGCAUUGGGUGGCGUUGGAUCAUGUGGGUCAACAUGAUCUUUGCCGGUGUCGUUCUGCUCUUCUGUGCCACCAUUCCGGAAACCUUCGCGCCUGUGCUGUUGCGCAAACGUGCUGCCGCCUACCGUGCCGAGACUGGUCGGGACGACAUCGUCACUGAGCAGGAGUUGUUCAAGAAAUCUUUUGCCCAUAUGCUUAUCGACACCCUCAUCCGGCCUUUCCAAAUGAUCGUCACAGAGCCCAUCCUGCUAUUGAUGUCGCUGUACAUUGCUCUCAUCUACGGCCUUCUCUAUGCGUUUUUCUUCAGUUUCCCCGUCGUCUUCGGCGAAGGUUACUCGUUCAGUGAUGGUCUUGUCGGUCUCACGUUCUGCUCCGUGUUGAUUGGAGUCGCGUUGGCUCUAAUUGCGACGACCCAGCUGGAGAAGAACUAUCUCCAGCGUGCUAUGGCGAAGGGUGGCCGUGCUGAUCCUGAAGAUCGUUUGGUUGGAAUGAUGCUUGCUGCACCUUUCGUUCCCAUCUCUCUCUUCAUUUUCGGAUGGACGAGUCCCCCGUAUGUGAUGCCGGGUGGUGGCAACUGGGUCGGACCUGCCAGUGCUGGCAUCCCCUUCGGAUUCGGCAUGGUCGUGAUCUACUCGUCUGCCAAUGCAUACCUGAUUGAUGCGUUCCCCGGCUACGUGGCCUCCGCUCUGGCUGCCAAGACGGUCAUUCGUUCCGGUGCUGGUGCGGCCAUGCCUCUGUUCAUGGUGCAGAUGUUCCACGGCCUGGGCAACGGAUGGGCUGCGUCGUUGCUUGCCUUCGUCUCGCUCGCCAUGGUCCCCAUUCCGUUCCUGUUCUACAAGUUUGGCCGCUCGAUUCGGGCUCGCUCUCAGCGUGCGGCUUAGUGCCCCGUCUGUCAUCUAAAAAGUAUUGUAGCCUCCACUCGCACUAGAGCACAGCGAGCUGUAUAGUUUCUCUUUACCUAUGUAGUCGUAUACCUGGCGUUCAUAAUAGGGAUAAUAAUUAUAUACAUACCACGUCUGAACCGGGAGCAUAUCGCACGUUUCGUGCUCAUUCGUCAUCAUAUCGCAUUCCUCGGUCACAACCGUCACACACAGAUUUCCCCACUGGCUAUGACGCCGUCUUCAGUUGCUUCUGCUUUCAGCCCGUUAUGAUUUGUUCUCGCGCCGUAUUCCGGUGCUUCAAAGCCCUAGAGAGGCUGGGAGACCGACUCACAGGCGCCGCAGGGCCUUUCUUCGUGACAUUCGCGGUCGUUCUCAUCGGUGCAGGGAUUAUCUGUUUCUACCACAUCAUACUCCCGGACCUCAAUUGGCCGCUCCUUACGGCUCCCGUGUGCAUAUUAAUCACCCUCAACCUCGUGCUGCACUACUACUACGUGGUGACCGUUUCUCCGGGGUUCGUGGACGACCCGCCCCCAGACUCUCUACACGGGAUACUUUGGGCGUCGAAGAGGCAACCUUCAAUCCGCUGGUCGGCUGACCUCAAUGUCACGCCGGCCACAACGACGAAAUGUCGGAAGUGUGGUCAGGUCAGGCCCGAGAGAGCACACCAUUGCCGGAUAUGUAACCGUUGCGUUCUCAAGUAUGACCAUCAUUGUCCAGGAUAAAUCAAUGCGUCGGCCUACACAAUGAGCGCCAUUUCGUGAUGUUCAUGGCUUACCUCAUCAUCGCCUGCGCGGCAUUCUGCAUCACUGGCCUUCCGCAUGUCAUGCUCGCGCUCGGAGUCUCAGCAUCCUACACCUACGAGAUCGAUUGGCCGUAUCUUGUGCCGCAGGUCAUGUUCAUCCUCGAGUACAUUCUCGCACUGGUGAUGUGUCUUGCGGUCGGAAUCAUGUGCAGCUAUCAUCUCUGGACCGUCGCGCAUGGAGAGACGACUGUUGAGGCUCAGGAUCACGAAGUAUACCGCAAGGUCGCCAAAUCGCGAGAUGAGACCUUCGUCAACUCCUACGACCUGGGCAAGCGUCGAAACCUCCAGGUGUUCUUCAAUGUCGGAGAGAAUGGAUACCCCUACUAUACGUUGUUCAUACCAUUCCGAAUCAUGCCCUACACCGAUGGCCGGUCCUGGGCCCGCCGAGAAGGAUACGACGGCCACCAUGGUGUGCGGCGCGGGGAGGAGCUGACGGACGAUGAGGGUGAAGGUCUAGCAUAAGAUCAUGGCUGUACAUAUAUCAUCACUGUAAUCGGACGUUAUAAUGGAUUGCAGGUCCAGCGCUGCUUAUGACACCCCUAUCACACCAUCCGAGACAUCGAGAUCCUUUGCAGAUUCCAACAAAGGUUCUUUUUGCAUUCUAUACAGACUGCGCCGG
Molecule: messenger RNA, 3349 nt
Organism: Mycena citricolor
Lineage: Eukaryota; Fungi; Basidiomycota; Agaricomycetes; Agaricales; Mycenaceae
Source: the annotation of a GenBank genome assembly